AUGUUUCCUGGACGACGUGGGCUUAAACCACUUUUUAUGGAAGGAGUUGCCGCGUUUCUCUCGUUUGCGUUUGCUCAAGAAUGUUGUCGCAGGGAAGGAGGGGUAAGGUGUCCGUGUUUAAAGUGUGGUUGCAGAAAUAUUAUUAGUGACCCUAGUGAAGUGAAUCGUCACUUGGAGAGAGUGGGUUUUAGGCCAAAUUACUGGGUUUGGACAUCUAAUGGGGAAACAAUGCAGGAGAUGAAUAGAGAGGCUUCUAGUAGUCAAACACAUAUAGAACCAGAUAUAAAUAGAGCUGAUCCAGGGAGUAGUUCAUCACAAAUGCAAUGCCAAGAGCAAUUUAAUCUCGUCGAGGAGAUGUUCACUGACGCAUUAGGGGUGAAUGUGGCGUAUGAUGAACCACAAGACAUAGAUGGAGAAGAGCUCCCGAAUGAGAAAGCUCAAAGGUUUUAUCAGUUGUUGAAAGAAAUAAAUAUACCAUUGUUUGAGGGGUCUUCUGACUCUAAGCUAUCAAUGUGUGUGAGACUUUUGGCUGCGAAGUCAAAUUGGAAUGUUCCUGAUCAGUGUUUAGAAUUCUUUGCGAGAAUGAUCUUGGACGCGACUCCUGUGAAAGAAAACAUGCCUAUAAGUUAUUAUGAUGCAAAGAGGGUGGUGUCGAAGUUGGGAUUAGAAGAAUGUAAGUUUUGCGAGAGUCCGAGGUAUUUAGUUAGCAGUAAAGGAGUUGACCAAAGGCAAAAUCGCAUUGCAGUGAAAUCUAUGUUCUAUCUACCAAUAAUACCUAGGUUGCAAAGAAUGUUUGCAUCAAUGCACAGUGCAAGCCAAAUGGCAUGGCACCAUACAAACAGAAUUAGUUCAGGCAUGAUGCGACAUCCAUCUGAUGGCGAGGCAUGGAAACACUUUGAUAGAGUUCAUCCUGAAUUUGCACUUGAACCUAGGAAUGUCCGACUUGGAUUAUGCUCAGAUGGUUUCACUCCUUAUAAUUUUUCAGGAAAUGCAGAUUCUUGUUGGCCAGUUAUUGUUACCCCCGUACAAUCUCCCUCCUGA
This is a messenger RNA of Vicia villosa (hairy vetch), 1041 nucleotides long. RefSeq lists its product as uncharacterized. Lineage: Eukaryota; Viridiplantae; Streptophyta; Magnoliopsida; Fabales; Fabaceae. The coding region runs from base 1 to 1041 and encodes 346 amino acids. The record is from RefSeq and is a predicted model, not a curated record. The transcript has 2 exons.